AUGCCGAACUCGCCACGGCCACCCGCCGCCGCGGUGCCGGGCUGCGUGGAGGGCAGGCGCCGUCACCGAGGACGUUCUCAUGGGACACACGUCCACUGUCCCGCUGCCGCAGCCUGCAGAACCAACCAAGGAGUCGAUACAGCCGGCUCGCUCAGGACCACGCCGCCUACCCUGCAGCCCAGUAUUCGACGGGCUCUGAGCAGACUUUACGACCAGUUGAAGGGCUCGGACAAGGCUCUCUCUGCGGCAGAUCUUCUGUUCUUCAUGGAAGAGGAGCAGAAUGAAACCCUCAACCCAUGUCUGAAGGAAAUCCCUUCCGGGCGUACGUACUCGUUCCAAGAGUUUUGCGACUUCUGGUAUGAGCACGCCAGCCACUCGAAACAACCGAUUGAUCUGGAGAAGGCGGACUUCGAUAAACCCAUAUCGAACUACUUCAUCAAUAGCAGCCACAACACUUACAUCGGUGAUGGUGAUCAGACCGACCUGCCACUCAUCAUCAGCCUGGAAGACCACACCACCGGCGACCAGCACAAGGAGAUGGUCAAGAUCAUGAGGGAAGAAUGGCCAGGCCUCCUGCUAGAGGACGCCCUGCCGGGGUGUGAUCCCGAGACGCAGCAACCAAGGGUCGUGGAUCUCAAAAGGAAAAUACUCAUCAAGGGGAAGAGGAAGACGCAGAAAGGUGUUGCUAGAAAACCCGCGCUGGUGCGCAAGGCCCCGCCAACUCACAGCAGGCCUUCCGUCUCUGGGCCCUCACUGAAAGAGAAGAUUGGCCAAUUGAGUGCGAAGGAGUACUACCGCGCAGCACAACAGAACCCCUCGUCUCCGGAAAAGCAGCAAGUCAGGGACGAGAAAAUCUAUAACACAGUGGAGAAGUUGGCCAUAUAUACAUACAGCGCUGGGCCAUUCAAGUCCUUCAACUCGAAAGACUCCGAGAAGCCAGCCCACAUUUUCAGCUUCAGCGAGGAAAAGUUGAAGGCGCUCCACAGGACCAAACACAAGGAUGUCUUCCAGCACAACAAGAAGUACCUGGCAAGGACGUUCCCUGCGAGCCUGUCGGCGUUCCUUUCGACCAAUCCCAACCUUCCAACAUUGUUCUGGAGGAAAGGUGUUCAAAUGGUGUCGCUGAACUGGCAGUCCUGGGACACGGCGAUGCAUCUCAACGACGCCAUGUUCGAUGAUACCCAUGGCUGGGUCCUCAAGCCACCGGGGUAUCAGUCGGACUCGUCGGCAACCUGCCAAGCCCAUGUCGCAGGGAAGAAGAAGCUCAGUCUGCGUGUCACCAUCUUGGGAGGGCAGAACAUCCCGAUGCCGCGAGUUGUGGCCGUCGACGACUCGGCCGGGAAGUCGAGCCGGAGCAUCUCAUCUACGACGGUAACCGGCGACUCAGAUGUGCGCGUGGUUCCAGCCACGCCUGUGGUCCAUGACAGCGAUUUCCAUCCCAAGGUCAAGUGCUACCUGCACGUCGAGAGCCAUGGGGAGAGAAAUCACAUCAAGAAACUCGGCGAAGAUGAGAUCUGCGUGGAGACGAAGCCCGCCGAAACCCAAAAUCCCACUUGGCGGGAAGAUGAAUCGAAGUUACAGUUCCCGAUAGUGAGCCACGUUGUCGAAAAGUUGAGCUUUCUAAGAUUCAGUGUCGAACACAACGGCCUCAUCAGGGACCAGGGUACCGCAUGGGCAUGCAUACGGCUUGAUAGGCUGCAAGAAGGAUACAGGCUCAUCAAUCUCAAGGAUCCAGCCGGUGGCCUCACGGAGGGAAUGCUACUCGUCAAGGUCGAGAAAACUAUUCUGGAGGAGCCCCCUAGGCCGCUGUCGCUGAGGGCAAAGACAUGGGAGGCUUGCAAGAAAGGGAGCGAGGAAGUGACACGUUUGGGUUCGCGAUGGUCAUGCUUUGGCCAAGGAACAAUGUGA
Messenger RNA from Diaporthe citri, 1908 nucleotides. RefSeq lists its product as uncharacterized. Lineage: Eukaryota; Fungi; Ascomycota; Sordariomycetes; Diaporthales; Diaporthaceae. Gene Ontology annotation, molecular function: phosphatidylinositol-4,5-bisphosphate phospholipase C activity. Bases 1 to 1908 code for a protein of 635 amino acids. The transcript has 3 exons. Gene Ontology annotation, biological process: phosphatidylinositol-mediated signaling; lipid metabolic process. The record is from RefSeq and is a predicted model, not a curated record.